AUGAAUAAAAAUGAGAAGAAAACGAAAUAUAUUGAGAGUGAAAUAAGUAUAUAUGAUGAAAAAGAAGCACAAUUUCAAAAUUUAAGUAGUGCAGACAACUUUAAUUAUGAUUUUAAUAAUUAUGUUCAUUUAAUUU
Molecule: messenger RNA, 136 nt
Organism: Plasmodium relictum
Lineage: Eukaryota; Apicomplexa; Aconoidasida; Haemosporida; Plasmodiidae
Product: conserved Plasmodium protein, unknown function
Exons: 1
Source: RefSeq, a predicted model, not a curated record